Molecule: messenger RNA, 1310 nt
Organism: Rattus norvegicus (Norway rat)
Lineage: Eukaryota; Metazoa; Chordata; Mammalia; Rodentia; Muridae
Source: RefSeq, a predicted model, not a curated record
CAGCCUCUCCUCCCGCAGAGUCCCCGCCCUCACUCCCGGCUGGGGCUACAAUGCGCGUGCGCGUCAGAACUCGUUGCUUCCCGAAGUCUCCAGCCGCUUGUAGGAAAGGUACAGCAGGGCCGAUGCCGCGACCUUGUGGACUCCAGGAGUCUGUCAGAAACAAUCUGAUUGACGAUGCCAAGGCUCGCUUGAAAAAGUUUGAUGUUGGGACCAGAUAUUCCCACUUGUCCCCUAGUAAGUAUUCUGUUCUUCUGCCAUUGCUGGCCAGAGGAGAAAAGCUGUACUUGCUGUUCACGGUCCGCUCAGACAAGAGAUUUUUCCACAUCAAUAUUCCUGGCAGCACGAGUCACAGUACCUUAAUUACAGAAUCAACCUGGAUGGCUAUCGGAGAAGGAAUGGAUCAGGAAAAAUGUAAGCUGAGAAGGGCACCUGGAGAAGUCUGCUUCCCUGGAGGAAAGAGGGACCCAGUGGAUGCAGAUGACACAGCGACUGCUCUCCGUGAAGCCCAGGAGGAGGUGGGGCUGCAUCCCCACCAAGUGGAGGUGGUCUCUCACCUGGUGCCAUAUUUUAUUAAUAAGUAUGCCCUAAGUAAUAUCGUGCCGUUUUCUGUUGAUGUGACAUCCUUCCCCUGUCCACAGCAAGAGGAAAGGAACAAUGACCUGGUAACGCCCGUAGUGGGAUUUCUAGACCCCGACUUCCAGGCCCAGCCUAAUGCUGAUGAAGUGAAGGAUGUGUUCCUCGUGCCUUUGGACUAUUUCCUCUGUCCCCAAGUCUACUACCAGAGUCACUUCACACAUUCUGGCUACCAUUUUGUUUUGCAUUGCUUUGAAUACACAGACCCUGAGACUGGCUCGAAGUACCUCAUCAAGGGAAUGACCUCAAAAUUGGCUGUGCUGGCUGCCUUAAUUAUUUUUGAAAAAAGUCCUUCCUUCGAGACCGAAUUUGAUCUCCAUGACCUGAUACCAUCUUGUGAGAAGACCUUUCUUCAUAGAUGUUCUUCCAGCAAAUUGUGAAGUCACCGAAACCCAAAAGAACAUACACGAGGUUUUUGCAUGAGCUUAUGCUCAGAACAGCAGCAUUAGCGAGUGGUAUCUGACAGGUGUGAAUAUAUUUCGUACACCGUGAUUGUGAGGGCCUUACCUGGUUUCCAGUAGCCAAUUUUUCACCUUGAACACUAUAAGUCUUUCAGAACUGGAAAAAAAAGCACGAGCAGGGUAGUCUAAUUUUACCCAUUAAAAUGUCGCUAUUUUUAGUUGUUUUAUGGGUGUCUGUCACAUAGUAGGCACUUAAUAAAUAUUUGUCAAAUAUAA